Molecule: messenger RNA, 1276 nt
Organism: Anguilla rostrata (American eel)
Lineage: Eukaryota; Metazoa; Chordata; Actinopteri; Anguilliformes; Anguillidae
Product: dnaJ homolog subfamily B member 6-like
Exons: 10
Coding region: 204-1205 (333 amino acids)
Molecular function (GO): Hsp70 protein binding
Source: RefSeq, a predicted model, not a curated record
AUCUAAGGAACAAACUAGAAAUACGUGAAGAAUUUCCGGAGACGCAUACCGUCUGUUUCAAACGCACUAGAAAGAUAGUGAUAAGGGAAAAAAACACAGCGGUCAUAGGAAUACAAGCCCGUCAGACAAAGGAAAAACGAAAUCGAGCUAUUGGUAGCUCAAGUGGAGGUUGACAGCGUGGUUAUCGAAGGAUCGGGACAGCCAUGGUGGAGUAUUACCACAUUUUAGGAGUGCAAAGAAACGCCUCACAAGAAGACAUCAAAAAAGCGUACAGAAAACUGGCUCUAAAAUGGCAUCCAGACAAGAACCCGGAGAAUAAAGAGGAGGCUGAGAGGAAGUUUAAAGAGCUGUCCGAAGCAUAUGAAGUCCUGUCAGAUGCCCAGAAGCGGGACGUUUACGACCGAUACGGCAAAGAGGGCCUCAGCGAGGGAGGGGGAGGCGGGCAUUACGACGGCCACUUCGGCGGGGUCUUCACAUUCCGCAAUCCCGAGGACGUCUUCAGGGAAUUCUUUGGGGGACGAGACCCAUUCGCUGAGUUCUUUGGCGGGGGGGGCGACCCCUUUGAGGACCCCUUCUUUGGCGGUGGGCGACGGCACCAUCACCAGCGGGGCGUGAGCCGGAACCGGGUGCCGGGGACUUUCUUCCCCGGGUUCGGCGGCUUCCCGCCGUUCGGCGCGGGGUUUGGCGGGUUCGACACAGGAUUCCCCAGCUUUGGUCACAUGGGAGGGAUGGGCCAGUUGGGGGGCGGCGGCUUUACCUCGUUCUCCUCCACGUCAUUCGGGGGCGGCGGCGGCGGCGGGGGUGGGAUGGGGAACUUCCGCUCCGUCUCCACCUCCACCAAAAUUAUAAACGGCAGGAAGAUCACCACAAAAAGGUACUUCUUCCCCUUUCUAGGGGUCACUCUCAAACCCUCGAAAGGACGGCAGUCCCGCCAGCAGCCUCAUCUCCUGCCAGGACGCGUGGAGCGCAGAGAAGCCCUGGAGGACGAAGAGGGCCGGAACCGCAGGCUGAACACCCAGCCUGGCCCCGCCUCCUCCCUCACGCCCCGCCCACAGAGCCCCGCCCACAACCCCACAGAGGAAGAGGAGGAGCCGGCCCAAGCCAGAGGACACAGCGACACCAAGAGGAAGAAGUCCAGGCCGAAGCUGGAGUCCAAAAAGAAGAGGUCCCCCAGGGUGCCGCAGUGGAGCGGGUCAAGGUUUUAAUAGCCAAUCACGGGCAGCGAGCUGAGGAACGGGAGGUUUAAAUAUUAAUAAAGAUACAGCUUUUAGUGGAA